Erinaceus europaeus (western European hedgehog) is the source of this 1544-nucleotide messenger RNA. It is a transcript of the gene DHRS11, whose product is annotated as dehydrogenase/reductase 11. Gene Ontology annotation, molecular function: oxidoreductase activity. The transcript is spliced from 7 exons. Bases 197 to 979 code for a protein of 260 amino acids. Lineage: Eukaryota; Metazoa; Chordata; Mammalia; Eulipotyphla; Erinaceidae. The record is from RefSeq and is a predicted model, not a curated record.
UCCCGGGGGUGCGGAGGGUGCAGUCGGGUGCCAAGCGGACCGUCGCAGAGCCAGGUCCUGGCGCCGGUCCGUCCCGGGCAGCUGGGCUGCUUGCGGCAGUGGUGACAGGACAGCGGCCCGGCCUGGGAGACCUGCGGUGGGGCUCCGUGACCCCAGCGGCCCGCGUGUAGAGCGGGGUGAACAGGCGGCGGGGACGAUGGCCAGGGCCGGCAUGGAGCGCUGGCGAGACCGGCUGGCGCUGGUGACCGGAGCCUCCGUGGGCAUCGGUGCGGCGGUGGCCCGGGCCCUGGUCCUGCAGGGAUUGAAGGUGGUGGGUUGUGCUCGAACCGUCAGCAACAUCGAGGAGCUGGCUGCUGAGUGUAAGAGUGCAGGCUACCCUGGGACUUUGAUCCCCUACAAAUGCGACCUGUCAAGUGAGGAGGACAUCCUCUCCAUGUUUUCGGCAAUCCGUUCUCAGUAUGGCGGUGUGGACAUCUGCGUCAACAAUGCUGGCUUGGCACGCCCUGACUCCCUGCUCUCAGGCACCACCAGAGGCUGGAAGGAAAUGUUCAAUGUCAAUGUGCUGGCCCUCAGCAUCUGCACACGGGAGGCCUAUCAGUCCAUGAGAGAGCGGCAGGUGGACGACGGGCACAUCAUUAACAUCAACAGCAUGUCGGGCCACCGAGUGGUACCCCAGUCAUCCACCCAUUUCUAUAGUGCUACCAAGUAUGCUGUCACUGCACUAACUGAGGGACUGAGGCAAGAGCUCCGGGAGACCCAAACUCACAUCAGAGCCACGAACAUCUCUCCAGGAGUGGUGGAGACACAGUUCGCCUUCAGACUCUAUGACAAGGAACCUGAGAAGGCAGCUGCCGCCUAUGAACAAAUGAAGUGUCUCAAACCUGAAGAUGUGGCUGAAGCUGUCCUCUAUGUCCUCAGUGCCCCCCCACACGUCCAGAUUGGAGACAUCCAGAUGAGGCCCACGGAACAGGUGACCUAGUUUCCUGUGGGGAACACCUCUCUCAUCGCCCCUCACUGCUUGGCUCCUGCCUCUGAUUUAGGUGUUGAUUUUUGGACCCCCUGGAUUUCACUUUUCACUACUCCCACUAGGGAUUUGAAAAUCUGAGGUUUUUAUAUCUUGUCAGUUUUUUUCCCCACUGCAAAUGUGAAAAAAUAGGCCAGGAAGAGGAGGUCGUGUACCUGAAUGUCUAACCUGCUAAUUUGUUCUUGUUCUCUUUUUGUUGGGAGCCUGGCUCUUGUUUGCUCUCCUUUGAUCUAGGGAAGGGCGGGGGUUCUCCAUAUCUUCUUGCACCCCUUCCCCAGUCCUAGGGAUGAGGUUGCAAACAGAUGUCCUCACCUCCUAUCUGAAUGGUUAUCCCAAGUAGCUCUUUUUCUCUCACUGUUCCCCCUUCUCUCCCCCCCUUCCUAGUUCUCUAGCUUAAUCUUGAGUUUUGGCUCCUAUGGGAUCAUCACUCUCCUUUUACAAUGGCAGCAGAAUGCCAGGUCCUGCCUCCAAGUGAAUUUCACUGUGCCAAUAAAAAAAAAAGAAAAAUGGCAACAGCCUA